Messenger RNA from Triticum urartu, 1241 nucleotides. NCBI's taxonomy places the organism in Eukaryota, Viridiplantae, Streptophyta, Magnoliopsida, Poales, Poaceae. The record is from RefSeq and is a predicted model, not a curated record.
ACGUCCCUCCGUCGUCGCAGCGCUCACCAUCCCGCCCCCACCCCGCCAAACUUCCUCCUCCUCCUCUCCCGAUUCCCCAACCCAAGCCCCAACCUCGCCGCCGACCAACUCCUCUCCCCCAACCCCGCCGCUGUCGGCCUCUUCUUCUCCAACCCCGGGCUCCCUCCCAUCGGUGCACCGCUGCCGCCCCCACCCUCUCCCCUUCCCAAGCUGCUCAGGCGGCGCCCAAAUCCGCCACCGCCGUCCUCUACAACCACGCCCAUGCAGCGGCAGAUGAAGGAGGAGUUAGGGGCGGAGCGGUGGGGCCCUUCGUCCGCCUCCGCGGUCCAUGGCGUCUGCGUGCUAUUCCUCCGCCUCUACCUCGCCGACCUCGCCGCCUCGGUCGCCGUCGCGUCCGCCACCGACCAGAGGAACGACACCGGCGGCCUACCUGGGCGAAUCCAUCUUCGACAGCAGGUGGUCCCCUCCUCGCUGGUGGAGAUCGCCCCCAUCCUUCGCGUCGCAAACGAGCGCUGUGCUAGGUCGGUUCUACGCCUUCGAGAAGGCCCAUUGCCUCGACCACAACUCCAGCAUCGCUGGAGUUCACCUUGUCGGCCGACGACUACAGGCUCAUGGAGGAGGUCUGCUUCGGCGCCAACGAUGUCGUGUACCGCGCCAUCUUCCUCCCGGCCAACCGGACCAUCAUCGUCAAGUGCCUUCAUCUUGAUCGGCUCAACAGUAACCUGCCGCUGGCCUUGUCCUCCUCGAGGAGGAGGAGCAGGAGGGGCGCACCCAGCCACCACGGUCGCCGCCGUUAAGUGCUUCUUCCACCUGGAGCUCGAAAUCCACGACGCCGUCGUCCAGCCACCCAAGGUGAAGGUGACCCCAACUCCCCUCCGUCCAGCCCGAAACGGAAUCACAUGGUGGGAGCGGAAACAGAAUUGUUGGGUGGUUGGUUGGUAUCUAUACUUUGGUUAAUUAGUUAGCAUGCUUUCUCAGUCUGUUUGCCGGCAUGCAAAAGAUGCAUGCACAUGUACCUACAUACCAGAUUAGACCAUCUAUAUAGUCUCUAGCCAUGUUGAUAAGAUUUUUUUUAUGAAAGAAAUCAAGUCAGAUAAUAUACGUACAAUUAUUAUGCACAUACGUAUGGUGACUGCUGAUUGAUUAUUUUUGUGUUCUUGUGAAUCCCAUCUUUAUUGACUAGCAGCACUCACACUUCGUAUUACAAAUCCGUCAUGCAUACAAUCCAAUUAUAUCAACAU